Strongylocentrotus purpuratus (purple sea urchin) is the source of this 5490-nucleotide messenger RNA. Its product is annotated as b(0,+)-type amino acid transporter 1-like. The transcript has 12 exons. NCBI's taxonomy places the organism in Eukaryota, Metazoa, Echinodermata, Echinoidea, Camarodonta, Strongylocentrotidae. Gene Ontology annotation, biological process: amino acid transmembrane transport. Bases 857 to 2341 code for a protein of 494 amino acids. The record is from RefSeq and is a predicted model, not a curated record. Gene Ontology annotation, molecular function: L-amino acid transmembrane transporter activity. Gene Ontology annotation, cellular component: membrane.
AUAUUAGGCGAUUGGCAUUUUUACUACGAACCGGCUUCUUCUCUACCACGUUGCCGCUCUGUUUACAAACACAGGACAUUGUAUAUGUACGUUCACUACCGCUCGGUUGGUGUUUCGAGGAUUUUAGCCGUUUUGAAGGGAAAAAACUGCCUUUCUGUGUUUCUUCUAGUGGAUAAGAAGCGAGGGAUUCAAAAAGGUCGUCAAGCUCAUCAACUUGCUUCUAGUCUGCCAUUUUCGAAACUGAGAGUGAAUGAAAAUAGGCCUACUUCCAAUCUUGGACACAACAUACCGGAAUAAACGGUUUUGUCUUUGACUGACGGUUUAUUAGCUGGCUUUGUAUCAAAAUUAGUUAUAAGGGGAUUUCCCCGAAAAAUAUUCCAGGAGAAGUGAUAUUGACGAGGAGGAAGGAAGGAAUUAGGGAAGUGAGGAAAUUUACGAAGAAAACAACUUGGCACCUCGUGUUCGUCUCUUCGAAAUAUCCCUUUACUGCGAAUUAUCAUUAUGCCAAAUACAUGACGUUAUUAUAUCAGUGAAAUAUAAUACCGAUCUGUAAACGGAGUGAAGACAGAGAAAUUGAUAAGACAAUGAACAGCGAUUCAAGCUCUGUACUAAUUAAGCAUAAGUAUUGAAACUAAAGUUGAAUUCGAAGCAAGAAUACUGAAUAUUGCCGAUCGGAAGCUCGUGCAGUCUGGAUAAAAUAGGGUCUGUUUGAAUUGAUAGAAAUUAAGAAAUAAGGAAAACAAGAAGCAGAAGUAGAAGAAGACGAAGGAAAAAACACAAACACGACAAAACAGAACGAACGAACAAACGAAAAGACAGUUGCUUGUUUAUUACGGAAGUCAUCGACGUCGCGACAAUGGGGAAGUCAAAGUCAAAAACAAACAGCAUUGAAUACGCCUCGGACAAUAUGAACGGCGAGGUCAAACUCAAACGCGAAUUCGGACUCUUCGGAGGGACCUGUUUCAUCGUUGGAGGCAUGAUCGGUUCGGGAAUCUUCGUCUCGCCUGUCGGCAUUCUUCGGGAAACCGAAAGCGUGGGAAUGAGUCUCAUCAUCUGGCUUCUCUGUGCAUUUCUAGCGCUGGGAGGUUCCCUCUGUUACGCUGAGCUUGGUACCAUGAUCCCCAAAUCGGGCGGGGAAUACGCCUACCUCUUGGAGGCCAUGGGUGCGCUACCAGCCUUCUUGUUCUCCUGGACCUUCACCCUCGUGAUACGCCCAGCAACGGUUGCUAUCGUGUGCCUCAUCAUGGGUACCUACACCGCGGAAUACAUCACCAAUAGUGAUUGCGUUGAUAAUGAUUUCUUGGCCCGGAUAUUCGCAAUCAUGGCACUAUUGAUCCUGACCUUCAUCAAUUGUACUAGUGUGAAAGCGGCCAAUCAAAUCCAGAUCUGGUUCACCAUUGCCAAGCUUAUCGUGUGCGCAAUCAUCAUUGUCAUUGGCUUCAUCAAAAUCGGAAAAGGUAAUACGGAGUUCAUUAACCCCCAGACAUCAUUUAAGCAUAGCUCACCGGAUGGGUUAUCAUACGCUUUGGCGUUUUAUCAAGGACUUUGGGCGUAUGAAGGAUGGAGUUUUCUCAAUUCUUUGACAGAAGAGUUAAAAAAUCCGCGAAGAAAUCUUCCAUUAUCAUUGAUGAUUGGGAUUCCUUUCGUUGCCUUGGUAUAUAUCUGCAUGAAUAUCGCAUACUUCACCGUCAUCACUCCAGAGGAGAUGUUAGCAUCGAAGGCAGUCGCAGUCACUUUUGCACACCGCACAAUGGGUGGUUUCGCUUGGAUAGUUCCGGUCGGUGUUUGCAUGUCAACUUUUGGAGCAGCGAACGCGAGUUUGUUUACAGCCGGGAGGUUACCCUUCGUAGCAGCAAGAGAAGGUCAUAUGGCUCAGAUUUUGGGCAUGGUACAUGCAAAGAGACUUACACCGCAACCUGCAGUUAUGUCCGUGACGGCGAUCGCCUUGGCUUUGAUCUGUAUUGGAGACUUCAACGGACUUCUCAACUACUUUAGUUUCGCUGUUUGGCUUUUCUACAGUCUCACUGUGUUAUCCCUAAUGAUGAUGCGAUAUACACAUUCUCACUGGGAACGCCCCAUUAAGGUUCCCAUCGUGAUACCAAUCAUCUUUUUCUGUGCAUCCCUCUAUCUUAUCUUCGCCCCAAUCAUCAACACACCUGAGAUCGAGUUCCUCUACGCGUUUAUCUUCAUCGUAUUCGGCAUAUUUGUCUUCUUUGUCUUUGUGUGGUACAAGCUCCAAGUCAAAGGAAUGGAUUCAAUGACGAAAUUCCUGCAGAAGUUGUUAUAUGUUAUCCCUACCAGCUAUAAUGGAAAAGACGACGAGCAGAAGACACCAUUAUGAGGAAAAGAAUUAUCGCAAACCAUUAAAAUUCUUUAAAAAGAUAGAUUCGACAGUCAGAAAAUCCAACGAAAUUUCUCUGCAGAGUGCAGACAGUUCUAUGGGCCUAAUAAUAUAAUCACUUAUAUAAGGACCUAUAUAAGAACUAUGUGCACGUGGAAAACAACAGUUUACAUCUAAUGCAACAAUAAGCACACAAAGAAUAUGAAGGAAAAAAAUGAUUAAAGAUAAAAAUAAAUCACACUAUACGUGAUUGUAACCCUGAGACAAUGAAAAUUCACUCUAUUUUCACUCUCCAGAGAAGUAAAGUUUUAGUGACCACUCGAUUUUUUUUUAUUACCAAUGUUGGAAGUUAUAGAAGUGCGCAGUGUUGCCAUUUUGCGAGAUACCACCGUGUAAUUUGUGCCGUGGAAUUAUGUUCGUGAAUUGAUGAGCAUUAUCCGUCCUGUACAUAUUUCAGAGAUAUAUUUUUGGUCGUAGUACAGGGUGUGAUAUGAAAGAGCAAUAUGAAUUAUUAUUAAUGGUUUUUAGGUAUUCAUUACAUGUAAAAUGAGCCUAAAUUCAAAUAAAAUCCCCCUUUUUUCAUGGCCUUGAAUACAGUGAUAAAACCUUAGAAAUGAAGGAGUUAGUUUCUCAACUUUUUUUUAAAAUUCUAAGUUAGCAGCGUCACCCAAAAAUUAUAUUUACAAAAACAUCUGUUUACGCCUAUUUGUAAAUUAAUUUUAUAAUGUCUUAAAAUCUUCUUAAUUCCCUUUGAAAAGGUACACGCGAUUUCUAACCUCACUAAGUUUACAACAUGUAAUAUUCAUUUGUGCUUGCUACUUUGUUUUGUCACUGAUGAUAAUGCCAUUUCUUUUCCAUUGCCAAAAUGGUUAUGUUAUGGUCUACUUAUGUUGGUGUAAAGAAGUAUACUACAAACAAAUAAUGACUGAUUUGAGGGGCGCAUUAAAAACUAUUGCCAAAGAUAAUCUCAAAGCUGUACUGUACGAAAGGAAGACGACAAAGAAGAAGAAACAAAGUGGGAAAAGAAGAAGAAAGAAGAAACUGGAAAAGCCUAGCUCAUCUGCACUAGUGAACAGGAGGGAUUAGACCACGCUGCAAGGUCACUGGACAGGUGGUUAUCUCAUCAACUCAGCUCUCAAUUGACAUAAGAAAAAGAGGAUCAUGGGGGGACCAAUGGUCACCGACUAGGCAUUGUUUUCUGAAUAGAGGGCGCAAGUAGCUACAAGUAGUAAAGUGUGGCAUUAACUUAAUCUACCUUUUCGUUCUUCCAACCCUGCAUCAUUCUUGUGUUGCCAAUUUAGAAAACACAAAAACAGUAAAGAGUACAUCUCAAAAUAGAUUGGGAACGUGUACACUGACUAUUAGCCAAGUGGGCCGACACCCGCAUGUACUAUGAAGAAUAUGUACAUAAUAUAUAUUAUAUAAAUGCAUUCCUGCAACGGUUGUGCGACUCCUUUGGCAGGAAAUGCCAGUAGAAAGUUAUGUUACAUCAUGUACAUAAUCUAUAUAAUCUAAAUAGAGAUCAUGUCAAAGUACAACAGAUUUUUUUUACUGAAUAUUACUGCUGCAUGAAAUAUCAUUUAUUUGGCGUAAUUUCGUUGCAUUCAUUUUACAUCGGAAACAGGGGAACUAUAUCAUUCUUGAAAACUUGUAUAUUGUCUUCCAAAGUUAUCAUUCUCUUCGAUGUGCGAAUAAUCGAUCUUGAUAAUAGUUAGCAUCCAAAACGUACGGUACUAUAUACUCGACGCCGUGUGGGCGCCAUUUUACCACUCCUCUUAUCCGCAGGGGCUUUACCUUUUGCGGAUUAUGUGAAUCAAUGGGCUAUCCAUGUAAAUAUUGUGAUCAAUGGGUUUUAUUUAUUUCCCUUAUAGGUGCUCUUUGUACAGGUUAUUAAAAAUAUAUUUAAGUGGGCUUUGAAAUUGUUAUACUGUUAUUCGUCAUUAUAUUAUACCGACAAUUUCGGCACCUUUAAUUUUUAAACCAUUGUUUUAAGAAAUGAUGUACAGGUAUUUAUUAAUAAAUGUAUGAAUGUUUGCCUUUAUUCCAGUGUAUUUAUAUUUGUAUUCGCACAAAGUGCUUGAUGCUUGUUUAUCAUAUAAUACGUAUAAUUGUGUUAUGUAUUACAUGCAUGUGCAUAUAUUAUAUACAUGUAUACGGUAUCUUUUUGAUGACGUCAGUGCGGUGAAUGGCUUGCAAUCAUUGCAAUGGCAGUUCUGUAAUAAUGAUAUCAAUUGGUCUGGCAAUUAAGUGAUUGUUAAGACCAGUAACUUAAAAUCGCAUUCGCAAAAAGCUCAAAGCAUGUACAUAGAUGAAAACCUUGCCUGUGUUAAUGUAUGUAUUUCAUUGGAUGAUAUCGGUGUGUUGUCUGUUAAUGACCAGCAAAUUUUUGCAAAUAGCUCCAAGCAUGUACGUAAAAGGAUACCUUGUCUGCGUGUGGAAAUUCUGAAAUAUCAGAACUGAAUAUACUAUUGCAUGGUGUAAAUAUUUGACGAUGUGUCAUACAUACACAUACACCUAACCGGGCAGACAUAUAACUAGAUUUCUUAUUGCUCAUUCAUAUGUUUGCGAUAUAUUACAGAACAAAUGUUGUUAUCAACGUAAACAUGGUGUAAAUACUUGGCGAUGUGUCGUACAUAAAAGUACAAAAAGUACACCCUUCGUAAUGUCCUCUUUAACCCCCCUCAAAAAAGUAAUAAUAUUUAUCAUAAUAAUAUAUGUAUAUGGCUGGUGCAAUGAAAUUAAUAUUUAUUGUUUCAGAUAUGUUAAUUGUCCAAUUGGUAACUGGAAUACAUUUUAAUGAUAUGAUCAAGUCAUCAUUUGUAAAUUGUUUAAAUCUAGAAAUGGAAAUGAUUUAUAAUUCGAUGUACACUAUCUAGUGUAAAAUCCCCCGAAGCAAAUGUAAUAUAUAGGGGUGUAUGCUGUAUAUAAAAACAAGUGAUAACAUUUGUGAAUUGUGAAGCAAUAAACAUUGGGAUUCACUUCCAAUUAAAGUAAGAUGUUUGUGAUGUAUGCGAUAAUGUAUGUAUACAUUACACACCAGUGCCCCCUUCCAAGUUAUGCGCGUUAUGAUAAAUGUAUACAUUCAUAAAUGUAUAAAUAUAUUUGGAAAAUCAAUCUUGCUUUAUAAUAAAAGUGUCAUCCAAAGUGAA